This is a messenger RNA of Gorilla gorilla gorilla (western lowland gorilla), 1467 nucleotides long. Its product is annotated as PRAME family member 22. Bases 1 to 1440 code for a protein of 479 amino acids. Gene Ontology annotation, cellular component: cytoplasm. The record is from RefSeq and is a predicted model, not a curated record. NCBI's taxonomy places the organism in Eukaryota, Metazoa, Chordata, Mammalia, Primates, Hominidae. The transcript has 3 exons. Gene Ontology annotation, biological process: negative regulation of cell differentiation; negative regulation of apoptotic process; positive regulation of cell population proliferation.
AUGAGCUUCCAGGCCCCACGCAGACUCCUGGAGCUGGCAGGGCAGAGCCUGCUGAGGGACCAGGCCUUGGCCAUCUCCGUCCUGGAUGAGCUGCCCAGGGAGCUCUUCCCCCCACUGUUCAUGGAGGCCUUCACUAGCAGACACUGCGAGGUUCUGAAGGUGAUGGUGCAGGCCUGGCCCUUCCCCUGCCUCCCUCUGGGGUCCCUGAUGAAGACGCCUGAUCCGGAGAUCUUACAUUAUGUAGUGGAUGGGAUUGAUUGCCUGCUUUCCCAAAAGGUUCGCCCCAGGAGGUGGAAACUUCAAGUGCUGGAAUUGCGGGAUGUUGAUGAGAAUUUUUGGACCAUAUGGUCUGGAGCCAGGCCCGUGUCCUGCUCCCCAGAGGCCAUGAGUAAGAGGCAGACAGUGGAGGACUGUCCAAGGACAGGAGAGAAGCAGCCCUUGAAGGUGUUCAUGGAUGUUUGCCUCAAGGAAAAAUUCAUGGAUGAAGAUCUGAGCUUCUUCUCUGGGUGGGUCCAGCACAGAAGAGGUUCAGUACACCUGUGCUGUACUAAGGUGGUGAAUUAUUCAAUGAGCAUGCUAAAUUUCAGAAACAUAUUGGAAACAGUAUACCCAGACAGUAUCCAAGUGUUGGAAAUUUGGAACGUGUGCUGGCCGUGUAUGAUAGUAGAGUUUAGCCGUUACCUGAGCCAGAUGAGGAAUCUUCGCAAACUCUUCAUCUCCGAUGGCUGUCGUUACCUGCUAAGCUCUGACAGCCAAGAACAGUUAGUUGCUGAAUUCAGCUCUGUGCUCCUCAGGCUGGAGUACCUCCAGAUGCUUUAUAUAAGAAGGGUCUGCUUCUUCAGAGGCUACCUGGACCAGCUGAUCAGGUGCCUCAGGAGCCCGUUGGAGACAUUGGCAUUAACUUAUGGCUUCCUAGAAAAAGUGGACUUGAAAUGUCUGCCCCGGUACCCAAGUCUCAGUCAACUGAAGCAGCUGAAUCUGAGUCAUGGUGCACUGCGCUUCAUCCGUCUUGAGCCCCUCCGAGCUCUGCUAGAGAAAGUUGCUGCCACUCUUCAGACCCUCUUCUUAGUGGACUGUGGGAUUGGGGACUCCAAACUCAGGGUCAUCCUGCCUGCCCUGAGCCGCUGCUCCAACCUCACCACUUUCUGUUUUCACGGCAAUGACACGUCCAUGGAUGCUCUGAAGGACCUGCUGCGCCACACAGGCAGGCUGAGCAAUUUGAGCCUGGAAACAUAUCCUGCCCCUCGGGAGAGUCUUGACGACAGGGGUCGUGUCAUUUCGGAGCUCCUCACCCCACUUCAGGCUGAGCUGAUGGGUAUACUGAGGGAAGUAAGGGAGCCCAAAAGGAUCUUCUUUGCUCCGGUCUCCUGUCCUUGCUGUGGCACGUCGCCCACUGAGCAACUGGAGUUCAAUUUUUGCUUGUGGGGAAGGCCUGCCUAGUGGGGUGGAGGUAUAAAAAGCUUUUUC